Molecule: messenger RNA, 2142 nt
Organism: Cyprinodon variegatus (sheepshead minnow)
Lineage: Eukaryota; Metazoa; Chordata; Actinopteri; Cyprinodontiformes; Cyprinodontidae
Gene: pgm2
Product: phosphoglucomutase 2
Exons: 13
Coding region: 132-1967 (611 amino acids)
Biological process (GO): carbohydrate metabolic process; purine ribonucleoside salvage
Molecular function (GO): magnesium ion binding; phosphopentomutase activity
Source: RefSeq, a predicted model, not a curated record
GUAAUAACCCGUCAGGUGCCACAACAUCCGCAUCUGCAUUUGUGUUGGGAAGCCCUGCGGUCUUGGCACUUUCGGCUCUCCGGGCUGCGUUGGACUGCUUGUUGACUUGGACCAAGAAGUGGGGAGAAAAGAUGGAGGACGGUUUGAAACCAACCGGCGACACUAAGCUGGACCAGGCUGUCCGACAGUGGCUGCAGCAUGACCGGAACCCCAAAACGGUGUCCCUGGUGCAGGAUAUGGUGAAGGAAGGGGCAGUGGAUGCCCUAAAGAAGUGUUUCUCCUCGAGGAUGGAGUUUGGUACAGCAGGACUGAGAGCCGCCAUGGGCCCCGGCAUUUCCUGUAUGAAUGACCUCACCAUCAUCCAGACUACACAGGGUUUCUGUUGUUACCUGGAGCAGAGUUUUAGUAACCUUAAAGAGCGAGGCGUGGUGAUCGGCUACGACGCUCGCUCUCACCCUCCCAGCGGGGGCAGCAGCAAGAGGUUCGCCAGCCUGGCUGCUGCAGUUUUCAUCAGCCGGGGAGUGCCAGUCCACCUCUUCUCUGAGAUCACCCCAACACCAUUUGUGCCUUUCACCGUUUCCCACCUGGGUCUCUGCGCUGGCAUCAUGGUGACUGCUUCACAUAACCCCAAGCAGGACAACGGCUACAAGGUGUAUUGGGAAAAUGGUGCACAAAUCAUUUCUCCUCACGAUGCUGGCAUCUCCAAAGCUAUUGAGGAGAACUUGGAGCCCUGGCCAGAGUCCUGGAACACAGAGGAGGCCCUGAAGACCACCUUGCUGAAAGACCCCUACCAGGAUAUUAGCACACAAUACUUUAAAGCUAUUCAGAAACACUGUCACCACAGAGAGAUAAACAAGAAGUCGGAGGUGAAAAUAGUGCACACAUCUGUGCACGGCGUCGGUCACAAAUUUGUGCAGUCAGCUUUCAAGGCUUUUGAUCUUCACCCUCCGUAUGCUGUUGAAGAGCAGAAGGAUCCAGACCCAGAAUUUCCCACCGUCAAAUACCCCAAUCCUGAGGAAGGAAAGGGGGUCCUGACAUUGUCGUUUGCCCUUGCAGAAAAGGAAGGAGCCUCUGUGGUGUUGGCCAAUGACCCCGAUGCUGAUCGGUUAGCUAUAGCUGAGAAGCAAGAAAGUGGACAGUGGCGCGUGUUUAGUGGUAACGAACUGGGAGCCUUGCUCGGCUGGUGGCUCUUCCACUGCUGGAGGGAGCAGAACUCUGACUCUGGUGCAUUGAAAAACCUCUACAUGCUGGCCAGCACCGUGUCCUCCAAAAUACUAAGAGCCAUCGCUCUGAAAGAGGGCUUCCACUUUGAGGAAACCCUGACAGGUUUUAAAUGGAUGGGGAACAGAGCCAAAGACCUCUUGGACCAAGGAAAGAGUGUUUUGUUUGCUUUUGAAGAGGCCAUAGGCUACAUGUGUUGUAACUCUGUAUUGGACAAAGAUGGAGUCAGCGCUGCAGCUAUUGCAGGAGAGAUGAUUUCAUACCUGGCCACCAAAAACAAAAGUCUCUCCCAACAGCUCACCACCAUCUUUGAAGAUUAUGGCUACCACAUCAGCAAGAACUCCUACUUCAUCUGCCACGAACAGGAAGUCAUCCGCAGUCUGUUUGAACGCCUGCGCAACUUCGGCGGCAAGAAGGACACGUACCCGUCGGAAUGCGGGCGCUUCUCCAUCUCCGCUGUUAGAGACCUGACCACCGGCUACGACAGCAACCAGCCCGACAACAAGGCUAUUCUUCCUACGUCCAGGUCCAGUCAGAUGAUCACCUUUACCUUUUCUAACGGCGGUGUGGCUACCAUGAGGACCAGCGGCACAGAACCAAAGAUCAAAUACUACACUGAGCUCUGUGCUGCUCCUGGUAACAGUGAUGUGACGCAUCUAAAGAAGGAACUGGAUGACUUGGUUGACGCCAUCGUUGAGAACUUCUUUGAGCCAAUAAAGAAUAAGCUGCAGCCGAAACCAGAGUAGUUCUAACGGAAAAUGGUGACUAGAGUAGAAAUGUCUCUGACCAGCUUUUAAAAUGUCUUAAUUCUUCCUAAAGAGUUCCUUUGUUUUGCUCCAGCUUAAUUGACUUUUCACUAGUUUGCUCCAGGGUGUUUAGAAGCCAUAGUAGUAAAAUUAGCAAAAUUGUUUUGUUUUUUUU